Messenger RNA from Labeo rohita (rohu), 4180 nucleotides. It is a transcript of the gene ptpdc1a, whose product is annotated as protein tyrosine phosphatase domain containing 1a. The transcript is spliced from 10 exons. Gene Ontology annotation, molecular function: protein tyrosine/serine/threonine phosphatase activity. NCBI's taxonomy places the organism in Eukaryota, Metazoa, Chordata, Actinopteri, Cypriniformes, Cyprinidae. The record is from RefSeq and is a predicted model, not a curated record. The coding region runs from base 188 to 2353 and encodes 721 amino acids. Gene Ontology annotation, biological process: cilium assembly; protein dephosphorylation.
GCCAAUAACAAGCCUUAUCUGUUUCCUCCAACCUGUUACAAUGUAACAUCCCCUUGAGCAGCGAAACUGAUACAAAUGCACGCGACACUCUCUGUUGUUGAUUCAUGCUUUUGCAUUUCACCAUGACCCCAAUGGCAACAAUGGUCUGUAGCUAACAAAAAUCGGAUACAGAGACCGAGUGUCGGCCAUGGCAGCAGGCGUCAGUUUGUUGAGUGACCUGCCCUACUCCACCGGCAGUUCAGCUAACAGCAGAGAGUCCAGCACUGACAUGGAGCCAGUAAAUGUCAGAGUACCCACUGCAAAGUACACCAAGGUGGGUGAGACUUUGAGGCAUGUCAUCCCAGGACAUAUGCAGUGCUCCAUGGCUUGUGGCGGUCGAGCGUGCAAAUACGAAAACCCCUCUCGCUGGAGCGACAAAGAACAAGCCAUCAAGGGACUGUACUCCUCCUGGAUAACUGAUAACCUGUUAGCCAUGGCAAGACCUUCAACUGAAAUCAUUGAAAAAUUCAACAUCAUCGAACAGUUUCAUGCGUGUGGCUUAAAGACAGUAAUCAACCUGCAGCGUCCAGGGGAACACGCCAGCUGCGGCAGCACUCUGGAGCCAGAGAGCGCUUUCACCUAUCGCCCAGAGACUUUCAUGGAAGCAGGGAUUUAUUUUUACAACUUUGGCUGGAAGGACUAUGGCGUGGCAUCCUUGACUACUAUCCUUGACAUGGUGAAGGUGAUGUCAUUUGCCAUGCAAGAGGGAAAAAUGGCUGUCCACUGCCAUGCUGGACUUGGCAGGACAGGUGUCUUAAUAGCAUGCUUCUUAGUAUUCACAUCCCGGAUGAGUGCAGAUCAGGCCAUUUUGUUUGUUAGAGCUAAACGUCCAAAUUCCAUCCAGACUCGUGGCCAAUUGUUGUGUGUGCGUGAGUUCGCCCAGUUCCUUGUGCCGCUGCGGAGUGUAUUCUCGUGUGCCGAGCCCAAAGCUCACGCGGUCACGUUGCCGCAGUACAUGACUCGUCAGAGGCACCUGCUGCAUGGCUACGAAGCACGUCUCAUGAAGAACGUGCCAAAGAUCGUACACCUGGUCUGCAGGCUCCUACUGGACAUAGCAGAGGACCGGCAAACGGUGGAAGAGGAAGUGUUGGACAUCCCAGACCUCACGGAGGAAGUGGAGAAGACGGUCUCGCUGCAAGCCCUUCAGCAGUUAGGAAAGGAGAUGAGAGGAAAAGGGAUUCCCAUUUCCUCGCCUCGCUCUCCCGACCAACCCAGCUUGCUUCUUAAAGAAACCCAAUGUGAUCCACCUCAUGAUCGGCCGCUCUAUAGUGACCAGGAGUUCGAUGUGCUUUGGAGGUGGCCGACAGUAGACAACACCUACAAGUCUCAGCUCAUCUUGAGCAAAUGUCUUAGCUACAGCGACUCAGCCUUGCACAAACUGGACCCUAGGGUGCAAAUACUACAAAGUCCUCAGAAUGCUCUUGGUAGCAAAUCUGGGUUAAACUUUACAGAGGUUUAUGUGUCACAGAGCAGAUUAGCUACACAAACCCCUGAUCUUCUCCCAUCCCCGUUGACAUCUGAAAUCAACAACAGUUCCAAACAUGGCUCUUUAACUGGUUCCUCUAGCUCCCUGGUACAAUCCAAAAAAGCUGAAGGCCAAGUAUCCUGCUCUCCUGUCUCCGUAAAACGGGUACCUCUGAAGGAGUCAAAGCGCAGCAUGUCCUAUGGCUUUCUAGGGAGGACCAGUGAAAGCAUGUUUUCAACACGUCAAGGUGGCAAAAGUCACCUCAGCCCUAAUGAAAACACAACACAGCUGACAGAUGUUCCUAUUUUAACGCUUCAAAGUGAACUCUCACCUGAGACACGUCAUCUGUUUGUGGCCAAAGCUUUGACGAUGGACAUCGAUCAAGAAGAUCUCAGAAGCACAGUCUCAAUGUGGCAGAUAGAACUGAACUCUCGUGAAGGUGCGUGGGAGAGGUUGUGCACUGAGAGAGAUCCCGCGGUGCUAUCCACGCUCAUGUGGUCUUGGCUAGAACAACUGAAGGAGCCAGUCAUCACAAAAGAGGAUGUGGAAACUUUGGCUGGAAACAGAUUCAAUCCUCAACAUGCUCUGAAUUCACUCGACAAGGGACAAAAACAAUCCCUUCUGUGUAUUCUUGACUGCGCUGCUCAUUUGCUUAAAAUACCAGAAGAGGUUGAGAAUGCCUUUUUUGAACGCACAAUCAAAGCAUUUACUUGGAUUUCCCCCGAUUCAGAGAAUGGGCAGUUAAUUUAUAAGACUCUAAAAGACAUCAUGAUUCCUGUCCUCAGUGAUUUGAGGACAAAAGCAAUGGAGGAGCUUGAGUUGACCUGCCACUGUUCCCACGUACCCUGAUCAAGAUGGUGAGAAACUAAAAUCUGGAGUCUACACUGUAAUUUUGAAGUUAAAAAGGAAACAUGAAACACAAAGACACAAACUAACAGAUUUAUUGUUGUUUUUUUUGUUUUUUGUUUUUUUUUCUGUUUUCAGUGGUGACUUUGCCAUGAUUACUUAUUCAAAAAAUGUCUUUUAUUUGUGAGAGAACAAUAAGUACUGCCAUACAUGUGUGUGCCACAAGGUUUUGUUAGGCUAUUUUUCUAAUUUGUUUUUCUUAAUAGUUUAUUUUUGAUACACAAUAUUUAUUAGCUAACUGAGGAAACUAUUUAUUAAUAAGUAUGUCAUGUAUUUAUUUUUAUGCUUCUGUUUGGCUCUAACGAACUGAGGAUUUUCAUGAAGAUAGAGUAGAGAGAUAAUGGUAGAUGGACCUCAUUAUUUACUAAACCAAAUAAUAUCACUGUGCAACAUCUCAUUUUAUGAUACAAUCUUUAACGCUUUUAUUGAAUGAAGCAAAUUGACAGAUUUGCUGAUUCUUGCCUUUGCAAUUUGUAUUUAAGGUACAAUAGAGGACGACUGAAUGCUUUUAUUCAUAAUGCAAUGCAGUUUAUAUUAAGAAUAGCUCAGCAUGGUCUUGACCACAGUUUUCAAAAAAUGAUCUGAGAAUGUAUCAAUACAAUUCCUGCUAAAAUAAAGCAAAAUACUGCCCUUUAGGCUUUUUCCAGGCUUUUGCAGGAUGCUUUUUACCUUUUAUUGGCAUUAUUUAUAAACUAAGCUGCUUCUUUAACUUUAAAAAGAGCAAGAAUAUGUACAAAUAUGUUUGUCAUGUGGUGUUUUAGUACUAGAUAACACUGUGGUGUUGAAACUGACCUCAUUUGUCAAUUAAAAUGCUAUCAUUGUCUUUAAGUAAAUAUCAUGUAGCCAGCAGAAUACAUGUUUAUUCAUUCUUGUCUGUGGAAGAAUUGUAAGAUGUUUUCUCAUCCGAAUCCUAAAGACAGAUUAUUGUGGAUUUUCCAAAGCACUUCUUUUUUUUUUAUUUAUUACAUUUUCAUUCGUCUAUAAAAUAAACAUUCUGAAUGUUACUUUGGCACACUGUUUUAUUAACAUACUAAUUCAACUUUGCCUCCAUUAAGCAAGUUUCUUUAUUAAACUUAUAAAUAAAUCCUGUUUAUUUGCAUGUGUGUGGAUCAUAUUUCAUGAAAGAAAACAUCAAUUUUACUGAGGUCAGCAAACGCAGAUUGUUCUGUGACCCGCUGAGGUUUUUGCAGUGUUGCUCAGCAACCAGCUCCAGUUUUUGAACAAGGCAAGAUAACACAUGAAGUUUUAAAAGCGCUUAGCAUGUUUGAAAAGCAGAACACUCAAUAUGAGACUCUGUCUUGUCUUGUGUGUCUGGAUCUUUUCAUUCGGCCUGUUCUGGAGCUGCCCUGCAGCUGUAAUUAUUGCCAGAAGUGCAUCAAACAAACUUGAGUUGCGUAAAAGGGCGCCCUUUUUCCUGCCUCAUGUCCCGCUAGGUCAGAAAGUAAUUUUCUGUGCAUAAAUCCACCAAAGUGUGAUAAAUGGUGUUUUAUAUUCUAAUUGAAAGGUAUGCCAGAUAUGAAGAUGAAUCUGAAUUUAGGUAUGUGCUAUUUUGUAUCAUUUCAGAGCACUUUUUUUCAGUGCUGCUGUGUCUGUGAAGUUCAUCUCUGGUUUAUUUUGUUUUAGUCUUGCCCGCUCUUCAUCAUUUUACGGAAAAUAAAAAUGUUUGUACACCUUGUUUUCAGAAAUAAUUUUUGUAGCAUCUUGGGAGAGUGUGAAACAACAGCAUUUCUACUAGUGAUUCAUCGAUCAGGACAUGUGCCAGGCCUAAAA